CGGAUACAUGCAAAAGUGAACAAGAUGCCGUAUUUGGGUGGAAAUGUUCACGGAGAGCCUUGAACCACUGUCACGUCGAGAGUAGCACAAACGAUGCCCUUCCUCUUCCUAUUUAUUGCGACAAACCGACUGCACAAUGAUCGAAUUUCAGUACCGCGGGUUUAUUAAUGAAUUGUAGAGUGGGUCAGUAUUAUUUUAAGAGCGCCGACCGCUUUUCUGGCCGAGAGCAUCAGUAAUUCGGGGACCAUGGCCAGCGGCGUGACUAAAGUGGUCCUCCGUUGUGAGGAAGCAAAUGAGACCCAAAUCCUAGAUCUAUCUGAGUGUCAGCUUAUGCAGGUGCCAGAUGCAGUUUACCAUCUGAUGAGACACACUGAACUGAAAGCCUGUAAUCUUUCAAGUAAUGUCAUCACAAAGAUCCCUCCCAAAUUCGCCGUAAAAUUCUCCCUCAUAACAGAGUUAAACCUUUCGCACAAUCAGAUGAGCAAGCUUCCUGAUGAGCUGGCAGAUUUGGCUGAACUAGAGCGGCUGGACAUAUCCCACAAUGCUUUUAUAAGCCUGCCUACAGCGGCUUACAAGAUGCCCAAGCUGACUCUACUCAACGCCAACUGCAACCACAUCAUCGACAUUGAUGUCGAAAGGCUGCAGAACUCACCAUCCCUCAAGGAAGUCGAUCUUGAGGAGAACCCCGUACCGUUCAACACCGCCACGGCACUCCGCAGCCUCCCGAGGAUACGGGUUGUACUCUCGGAACGGAAGCCAGAGGAAUGGGAAGAUCUCACUGUUUAGUCAUCAAACUGUAGUCAAUUCUUACUCCUGAAUAUCCCCUUUACCUCUUUAAUACCUGAUUACCGCUAUCCUUGAGAGAUGGCUGGAUUUUCAGGGUUAAAAUGCUGCUCAAAGUACAGUUUAUAGUACUACUAAUUGAUUGUUUAUGUAAUAUGCAUAGAUAUCAUAUUAUUUUUUCUAAUUCAAAGUUUAUUAGAAAAAUAAAUAUUUAUUUUUGUAUACCAUAUACAUAUUACAAUCAAUUAUUCGUUUUAGAACAAUUGUUAUAAAGAAAAAUUAUAUGUACCCAAGUGGCAUUUUCUUUUUUUAAGGCCAAAGUGUGACAAUACUAUUUUCAGUGUGAUAUUUGUAUUAUAUUUUUAUAUAUGCCCAGAAAGAAUAAAAGAAUAGUUUUUAUUAAUCAUUUAUAGAUGUUACUAAUACUUAAUUGUUUUUUGUAUUAUUUUAGUCUUUAACUUCACAAUAUCUGUGAUGUUUUUUUUUAUCUAUAACAUAUUUAGAUAAAUAAAAAAAACUGAAAUUAAAUCUACUUAAACUCACAAUA
Molecule: messenger RNA, 1330 nt
Organism: Cimex lectularius (bed bug)
Lineage: Eukaryota; Metazoa; Arthropoda; Insecta; Hemiptera; Cimicidae
Gene: Sclp
Product: leucine-rich repeat protein soc-2
Exons: 4
Coding region: 247-786 (179 amino acids)
Molecular function (GO): protein binding
Source: RefSeq, a predicted model, not a curated record